Messenger RNA from Myodes glareolus (Bank vole), 3400 nucleotides. It is a transcript of the gene Uvrag, whose product is annotated as UV radiation resistance associated. Gene Ontology annotation, molecular function: SNARE binding. Gene Ontology annotation, cellular component: lytic vacuole; endosome. The record is from RefSeq and is a predicted model, not a curated record. Gene Ontology annotation, biological process: SNARE complex assembly. NCBI's taxonomy places the organism in Eukaryota, Metazoa, Chordata, Mammalia, Rodentia, Cricetidae.
GGGUGGAGGGGUUGCACUGCGGUAAUAUGGCUCUUCCUUAGCCAGCGGCGGUGUCUAGUCCGGGUGCCGAGCUGCCGGGGCUCUCGGGUGGUCGGUUUCUAGGCUGCAGAGGCUCGGCGGAUAGCGGCUCCGGAGGCUGCGGCGGAUGCGGGAGGACUGCCCGCCUGGCCGCCCGGCGGCCCUGGGGUCCAGAUGAGCUCCUAUGGUUCUCUCGGGGGCCCGGUGCCCCUGCCACCCCCAGGCCCGUCCGCCGCGCUGCCGCCCGGUGCCCCAGCGCGGGCCCUGCAUGUGGAGCUGCCGUCCCAGCAGCGGCGUCUUCGACAUCUCCGGAACAUUGCUGCUCGGAAUAUAGCCAACAGAAAUGGCCACCAGCUCCUCGAUACCUACUUCACCCUUCAUCUGUGUGAUAAUGAAAAGAUAUAUAAAGAAUUUUAUAGAAGUGAAGUGAUUAAGAAUUCCUUGAAUCCAACAUGGAGGAGUCUUGACUUUGGAAUUAUGCCGGACCGCCUGGAUACAUCUGUGUCUUGCUUUGUGGUGAAGAUUUGGGGUGGAAAGGACGAUGCCUACCAGCUGCUGAUAGAGUGGAAAGUCUACCUGGAUGGGCUGAAGUACUUGGGUCAACAGAUUCACGCUCGCAACCAAAACGAAAUCAUUUUUGGGCUGAACGACGGCUACUACGGUGCCCCAUUUGAACAUAAGGGUCAUUCCCAUGUACAGAAGAACAUCCUUCAGGUGGAUCAGAACUGUGUCCGCAAUUCCUAUGACGUCUUCUCUCUGCUGCGGCUUCAUAGAGCCCAGUGUGCAAUUAAACAGACUCAGGUAACUGUUCAGAGAAUUGGAAAGGAAAUUGAAGAAAAACUAAGACUCACAUCGACAAGCAAUGAGCUGAAAAAAGAAAGCGAAUGUCUGCGGUUAAAAAUUUUGGUGCUUCGAAACGAACUGGAACGACAGAAGAAAGCCCUGGGCCGGGAGAUGGCCUUCCUGCAUAAGCAGCAAGUGGCUCUCCAGGACACGGAAAGCGCGUUUUCGACUGAGCAUGGCAAGCUCCAGCAUCAAAAGGAAUCCCUGAGUGAGCUGAGGAAGGAGUGCACCGCGAAAAGAGAACUGUUUCUGAAGACCAACGCUCAGCUGACAAUCCGGUGCAGGCAGCUGCUCUCCGAGCUCCCCUACAUUUACCCUAUUGAUCUGAAUGAGCAUAAGGAUUAUUUUGUGUGUGGUGUCAAGUUGCCUAAUUCUGAGGACUUCCAAGCAAAAGAUGAUGGAAGCAUUGCCGUUGCCCUUGGUUAUACAGCACAUUUGGUCUCCAUGAUUUCCUUUUUCCUACAAGUACCCCUCAGAUAUCCCAUAAUUCAUAAGGGGUCCAGAUCCACCAUCAAAGAUAAUAUCAAUGACAAGCUGACGGAAAAGGAGCGAGAGUUUCCACUGUAUCCAAAGGGAGGGGAGAAGCUGCAGUUUGAUUACGGUGUCUACCUUCUGAACAAGAACAUAGCACAGCUGAGAUACCAGCAUGGCCUGGGGACUCCAGACUUGAGGCAAACCCUUCCUAACCUGAAAAACUUCAUGGAGCACGGACUCAUGGUCAGGUGCGACAGACAUCACACCUCCAGCGCCAUCCCUGUUCCAAAGAGACAGAGCUCCAUGUUUGGGGGUGCAGAUGUAGGCUUCUCUGGGGGUAUCCCUUCACCCGACAAAGGACAUCGAAAACGGGCCAGCUCAGAGAAUGAGAGACUCCAAUACAAAACCCCUCCUCCCAGCUACAAUUCGGCACUGACACAGCCCGGGGUGGCUGUGACCGCUGUGGGAGACUCUGAGAGGAAGGUCACGCCACUGUCCUCCUCCUUGGACACGUCCCUGGACUUCUCCAAAGAAAAUAAGAAAACAGGAGUAGUUCUGGGCAACAGUGUAAGUGGAGACCAUGGAAAUUCGGACUCCAGCCAGCAAGGGGAAGCCCUGCCCGGGCACCUGGCUGUGAACGGGACAGCACUGCCCGGUGAGCAGGCUGGCUCUGCCGGUGCCCUGCUGCCAGGCCCCUGCCUCCCGGCCUCCUCAGCUGAGCUCUGCUGCGCAGUGGAACAAGCAGAAGAAAUCAUCGGGCUGGAAGCCACAGGCUUCACCUCAGGCGACCAGCUGGAAGCACUCAGCUGCAUCCCCGUGGACAGUGCCGUGGCGGUGGAGUGCGAUGAGCAGGUGCUGGGAGAGUUUGAGGAGUUCUCCCGGAGGAUCUACGCCCUCAGUGAAAAUGUGUCCAGCUUCCGCCGGCCACGCAGGAGUUCCGAUAAGUGAGGAGAGAGGGCAGACGGCGGGACCAGGGCAGAGCCCCCGCCCUCCCCCAGGCCCAAGCUGCACUUAACCUUUUUAAUAAUUCUGGACAAAUGAGGAUCAGUGGAGGACAUUCCUCAGAAAGGCUGACUCUGGGAACAGAGGGGACUCGGGAUCAUCGGGUACCGUGGGGCCAGUCUGGCGGUGGUGUCCGGGAAAACGUCAUAGCUCCAGUCAUCUUACAGGCACCUGUCUGCGCUUCAUUUACACGCGGUGUUUCCCCCAAAAGGAAGAUGAUAAUGCGUCUGUAGUAGAGUGAACUCUCCUUUAGUUUCUCAACAGCAUUUGUCCUCGCCAUUGUUCGUAAAACUUUGCAAAACAGAGUAUUCAAAAACAGCAUUCUGCCCCUUCCACUUCCUGAGAGGCCCACGGAUGGCCCCUUAGGCUGAUGAAUAAGAAGCAGAGGGGGUCCUUGUCCGGGGCCUCCGCCCUGACUGCUGCCCAUCAGCCUGCAGACCUGGCCCCACUGGCCCUGCUUUCUCAAGAUGGCUCUCUCACCCUGAAAGCUGGGGCAGUAGAUUCGCUAGUCCGAGCAGCGGACACGAUGCUCUGUCCUGUCCAGUGUGCCAUGCCUAAUGCAAAGCUUUCCUGUGGGGGACCCCGGGGGACCCUCAGAAACCUCAAGGUCACCACAGUCAGAGGACAGCCAGCUUCCUUUGGGGCCAAAGUUUUUAUCUGGGCAGAUGCCGUGGUCCAAAAUUGGGCACACCUCUAGCAAUACACUCCCCAGAUAAAGACCCCUAGAUGUAAAUCCCAAGUUAACUUAUAACGUUUCAGUCAGCAGGAAGCCAUCAUAAGUUAUGUGGAGCCAGGAUGUCCAGUUUGCAGGCGGCGAGACAGCUGAGCGACAGUUGCAUUUGGAGACGGGAUGAAGCAUAGACAAUGUGCAAUCUCACAAUGUUAAAUUAUGUUUCUGAAACCCAUUGUCAUUCUGUGUUCAGAUUCCAUUUUACUGUUGCAUUACACAUUAUACAUUAUGUACCCACGGACAUUGCCUCAGGGUUGCAAGCUCUUAAAGAAAAAUUUAUCCAUAUAUCCAUGUAUUGUAUAGAAGAAUAAAAAUUGAAUUUGCUUCACUUGA